CAUUCAGCUGCUCUUCUGUUGGUCUCACUACAUGCAUCAUAUCCUUGUAUUUCUGAAGUUCUUGUACCUGUGUACUCCUACAGUUGUAUCAAAAUAACUGUCAGAAUCUAAAAGAAAGAAGGACGUUCUUCAAAUAUGGAAGAGGAUACCAAACCUCUUUUGAUUCCUGUGGGAGGUGAUGAAAGCAAUUAUGGAAUCAUGAAUAUACAAUUUAAUCCAGAAGAUCUUAAAUGCAAAAGACCGUUCCAUGUAGAGCCUACAAACAUAGUUAGCGUGAAUGGUGACAUGCAAAGAGUCACUGAUGAAGCCUCUGCAAUGAAUAAACGAAUUCAUUACUACAGCAGGCUCACCUCUCCUGCAGACAGGGCAUUGAUUGCUCCUGAUCAUGUACUUCCAGCUCCUGAUGAAAUCUAUGUGUACAGUCCAUUAGGAACUGCUUUUAAAAUUGACAAUUGCACAGAUGGCUAUGGUAAAAACUCCAGUAUAGUGACAAUAUUUAUGAUAUGGAAUACAAUGAUGGGUACAUCUAUAUUAAGUAUUCCAUGGGGAAUAAAACAGGCAGGCUUUACUUCUGGAAUCAUUCUCAUCUUACUGAUGGGCAUUUUGACACUUUAUUGCUGUUACAGAGUUGUGAAAUCACGGAAAAUGAUACCUUUAAUAGAUACCUCAGACUGGGAAUUCCCAGAUGUUUGCAAGUAUUAUUUUGGAUCCUUUGGUCAGUGGUCAAGCCUCUUGUUUUCUAUGGUGUCACUUGUUGGAGCCAUGGUAGUUUACUGGGUGCUUAUGUCUAACUUUCUGUUCAACACAGGAAAGUUUAUAUACAACUUUGUUCAUGAUAUUAAUGUAACAGAAAUUGUUCCUGGCACUAAUGAAAGUAGCAAAGUCAUUUGUCCGAGUGCCGCUAGAGAUAACCCACCACAGAACAGGAGUGUGACAUUCUCUUCUGGCAACAAUACAGGUUUUGAGCUCUUUGAGGAGUGGUGGGACAAGUCACGAACAGUACCAUUUUACCUGAUUGCUGUUCUUCUACCCCUGCUAAAUCUGAAGUCUCCGUCUUUCUUUGCAAAAUUUAAUGUCCUAGGCACAGUUUCAGUUGUCUACUUGGUUUUUCUUGUGACUGUGAAGGCUGCUCAUCUCGGAAUCCACGUAGAAUACAACUGGUUCACAGAGAAUGAUUUUUUUGUACCAGAGUUUAGAAUUCUGUUUCCUCAGCUCACAGGCGUUCUGACACUUGCUUUCUUCAUCCACAAUUGUGUCAUCACUCUUCUUCGAAAUAACAGGAAUCAAGAAAACAAUGUGAGAGACCUCUCUGUUGCUUAUUUCCUGGUGGGAUUAACAUAUCUAUAUGUUGGAGUGAUAAUUUUUGCAUCUUUUCCUUCCCCACCAUUAUCCAAAGAAUGUAUAGAACAGAAUUUUCUAGAUCCACUGUUGGGCUAUCUGGCACGAGUUCAGCUAUUAGGACAAGUUUUUGGAAAUGUUUACCCAAGUGUUUUCCAUGUGCUGGUCCUGAACAUAGCAAUUGUAGGAGCUGGAGUAGCAAUGGCAAGGUUUUAUCCAAAUAUAGGAGGUAUCAUAAGAUACUCUGGAGCAACAUGUGGUCUGGCCUUUGUAUUUGUGUAUCCAUCCCUCAUCUACGUGAUCUCCCUGCAUCGUGCUGGGCAGCUGACGUGGCCAGCAUUGAUCAUUCACAUCUUUAUAAUCCUCCUUGGACUGGCUAAUCUGAUUGCACAAUUCCUAUUGUGAAAACUCCCCUUCUCUCUCUGGCUGUCACAAGUGGUACUGUGACAUUUGGCAACAGCCUUGAGCAACUCUAUCACACAUGAGAACUGAACAGUCCUCAACAUGAACUGCCUGAGAAAAGCUGCACCUUUGGAACGAAUUCAGAGCACAUCUUUUAGGCAUUUGAAAGGAAAUGUGGUUUGCUCCUCUAUAAACAUGAUUUUGUGAGAAGUGAAAUAUUUCAAAUUUGAGUGGGGUAGUUCCACUAUUUUGGUUGAGCAUGCAUCAAGGAUUAAUUAAGACCAAAUAUUUUAAUUUCCUACUGCCCAUGUCUCAGAACACUCAGCUUUCAGCCUUAGGCUGUAGAACUCCUCUGUCUUCUAAAAGAAGUGUUCUUACCUUUAAUAACAAACAUGCUGUCACAGUAUUAUUCAGCGACUGUUUGAAACGCUCUUUUUUGCAGUUCUUUUCCGUUUUUGUUGGAAAAUGAAAAAAUGGUUGUAUAUGUAUUUUUUAGGUUAAUUCCUAGUCAUUUGAGUCAAAAUGCACUCUUAAUUUUGAAUAUGCUAUUAAAUUUUUGGCAAUAUUUUUCCUCUAGGAUAAAUUCCAACUAAGAGAAACAAUAAACUGAUGUCUCAGUGUUUUAUUCAGAACUAAUAUGUACAGAAGUUAUUUGUGAGCUUACAACGAAAAAAAUCAGGAGGGUAAAAAAAAAUUUAAACCAGACAGUAGCUCAAUUAAAAUUAGAAUUCCAGACUUGACCUCACUUCAGCUCUGUUGACUGGGCUAUUAUGCGCUGUGAGGUUGUCUUGUCAGGAGUUGAGUGUGCUUUCGUGGGUGUAUGCUGGAUGCAAUGUUCAUCGUAGGCUUUCUUCCUCCUCCUCCUUAAUCUAGUGAUCAGUGAUCUCUCACUGCACUCUUCAACUACGUUAGUCCAAACAUUUUGGACCUGAAGAGAAAAGUAGCACAGGCAAAGCUACAACACUUGAAAAAUUGUGGACUAAAUGGAAUAAGUUUUAGAUAAUUCUUAACAGAAGUUGAAGGAAUCUGGAAAAGGCUUUGUUGUUUGUUUGUUUUUUAACUUGUUUACUAACUAAGAGUGUGUACAUGUGUGUGUGCCCACAGACACUUUCCUUUGCCUGCCACCUGGGGUCUGAGUCUUAUUCCAAAACGAUCAUUAAGUUGCCAGGUACUCACAGAAUCUCAUCUUUUAAGGUGAGAGGGAGAGCAAAAACUUCAGUACAGAGUUUCAGUCUAUUAAAAACAAAAUCAGCAAACGUAGAAUGAUUGCAAGAGGACUCUAAGCAACACCAAACUCCAACAUGAGUAAAAGAAGAAAAAAAGUUGGAGUGAUGCAAUGUUUGCGAAUUGGGAAUUGAGUUGGGAAGGCAAAUGAAAUGUCAGGAUAAGAAUUUUUAUUUCUAUCUGAAAGACAGUGCAAACCAUAACGUAGAUAAUUUACUCUGUUUCUGUGGGAAAUUAUUUGAUUUUUUUGUAGUAAUUUUGCGGACGUGUUUGAGUUAGGCUCCUCAAACUGUGUGGAGGAUGCUGGCUUUCUUAAACGUCCUUUGAUUUGUAUGAAAUACAAGAGCAAACGGAUCUGAAGUAAUAUCUGCAGAAUAGGAUAAUUAUUUCGGAUUCCCUUUUUGUCCUGUGGAACUUUUUUUUUAGAUCAGAACUGGAAAUAUACCCACCAUCUAUUAGAGAGACAUUUUUGCCCCCAUCCUUGUUAUUUUCCCUGUGUACUCUUAUGUUCCACUGCUUGGUUUCCUUAUUCUCUAAGGCAUAUCUGUCCACCCUUUUCACUCUCUCAGAAUGAGUCUAUCCUGCAGUGCCCAACCAUUAGCACUGGCAUACACGUCUGCUCUUUAGGGACUGAGUCUGACCUUUCCCAGAAAAUUUGAGUUAACCUUCUUAUUUGAAUGUCUAGGUAGUCAUCACUACACACAACGUGAUGGUGGCAUUCCCUCAACGUUCUCAAUAGCAUAUUUC
Molecule: messenger RNA, 3711 nt
Organism: Struthio camelus australis
Lineage: Eukaryota; Metazoa; Chordata; Aves; Struthioniformes; Struthionidae
Source: RefSeq, a predicted model, not a curated record